Molecule: messenger RNA, 1065 nt
Organism: Brassica oleracea var. oleracea
Lineage: Eukaryota; Viridiplantae; Streptophyta; Magnoliopsida; Brassicales; Brassicaceae
Product: F-box/kelch-repeat protein At2g44700-like
Exons: 1
Coding region: 1-1065 (354 amino acids)
Molecular function (GO): protein binding
Source: RefSeq, a predicted model, not a curated record
AUGGCGUCGUCACCGUUUACAUCACUGCCCAAGGACGUCGCAUGGCAAAUCUUAGCCCGCGUGCCGAAACGACUAUACCCGAUCCUCGCUUGCUUCUCCAAGAACCUACGCUCUCUUGUUCGUUCGCCGGAGAUUCACCGGAUUCGCUCUCUCCUCCGCAAAGACUCGCUCUACAUCAGCUUCAUGCACACUGACAAAACCAACGGCGUCCACACGCCACAUUGGUUCACUCUCCGCAGAGCUGAGAGUCCUAACCCGAGUCAUGAGAAUCAGUUCAUCUCCGUCAACCUCGUGUUUCCUAACCACGACGAGAUCAUGCCGCCUUCCAUCGUCUCUUACGGUCCAGAGCUUUUCUUUAUCUCCGGAUCACUCAUCCCCUCUUCGACCUUAUGGAUCUUUGACUCUCGAACCGGCAAGUUUCGACAAGGACCAAGCAUGAGCGCGGACCACUUCGUCAAGAGCGUGGGGUUGGUGGGGAGCAAGAUACACGUGGUGGGAGGCUAUAUGAACGAUGAGAUUCAUCAAGCUGAAUCGUUCGACCUAAAGACGCAAACUUGGGAGCCAGCGCCGAGACCUAACCCAGAAAGGUUGUUUCAUGCGACUGCUGACGUGUCGUUAGACAGGAAGGUUUGUGCUUUAAUGUCCCUUGGAGCCAUCGUUGUUUGCUACGAUACUAGCGAUGGUUCUUGUACGGGUUUCGAGUUGCCGAGGAAAGAUACGUGGUGGAAGACGGGCGUGUGUGUGAUAGACAAUGUGCUCUAUGUUUACUACGCUAGGUUCGGGUUGAUGUGGUAUGACACUGAGCUGAAGCUGUGGAGAGUGGUGAACGGUUUGGAUGGUAUGAGGAAGGUUCGGUCUGUUGCGAUGGCUGAGUACUAUGGAAAGUUGGCGUUUUUGUGGAAGGGAUAUGGUGUUGUUGGUGGUGUGAGGAAGGAGGUUUGGUGUAGAAUGAUUGCGUUGGACAGGAGUGAAGGAGGGAUCGAUGGGACUGCAGAACCGGCUCAGCUUAUGGGGAGUGUCCCUCGUGGCUAUAAGUUGCAGCAUUGUCUAUCUGUUUCAGAGUAG